AUGUUUAAUUCCAGAGCAUCAAGCCUAGGAGUAAGAAGGAUGAUGAGUUCUUUGAAAGUGUUCCAAAAUGAGACUCAGAAUGGUGAAGUAUACCUUGCUAAGCACAGCAACAGUUACUAUCAAAAUAAGAUGGCAAACUAUAAGGGGGAGACAUUUUCUAAGCAGGGAGAAUUACCCUCACUGCCAGUCCCAGAUUUGAAUUCUACAUUGAAUAAGUACUUGGCGUCUAUUGCUCCUUUCUGUGAGACUAAGGAAGAGUAUGAGCAUCAAAAAUAUCUAUGCUCUGACUUCCUUAACAACAAGGGCAUGGAGCUCCAUGGCCGGCUGCUGGAAUUUGCUCAAGGCAGAAGGAACUGGAUGGGGGAGUUCUGGGACAGACAGAUGUACUUGGAUUGGAACGAGCCCAUAGUUCCAUUUAGUUCUUAUUUUUUUGGUCACAAGGCGCUGCCUCUCUCUCAUGGGGAGAUUGAAAGUGAUUACCUUUUGAAGGCAACGGCGAUCAUUACUACGGUUAUUCGGUUCUUGGAACAUAUUAAGGCUGAAAAUUUGCCAGUUGAGAUGCGCAAGGGGGAGCCAUAUUGUAUGAACAGUUUCCAGUUGAUUUUCAAUUCUUCGCGUGUUCCAGGUGAGAAGGGUGACGGAAAUGUCUUCUACUCCAUCUAUGAAAAUAACUUCAUCACGGUUGCCUACCACGGAAACUUCUAUAAGGUUUUCACGCAUGACGAAUCUGGUCAGCCUUUAUCUGCGGGGGAAAUCUGGCAUCAGCUUUAUGCCAUUGUGAACCAGCUAUCCCAUCAUCUAAGAGAGAAUACUAACACAGGAGUAGGCGUAUUGACGACGCUUCCUCGAGACCAAUGGUAUCAAGUUUAUAAGCAGUUGGAAACAGACUAUGUCACACGCGACUCUUUAGAAACUAUCCAGAAGUCCGCGUUCCUGUUGGCUCUAGAUGUGGACAAAAAGCCGAUAACUUUGGAAGAGAAGGCAAGGAACUAUUGGCACGGGGAUGGGAUCAACAGAUACCACGAUAAGACAAUGCAAUUUUUUGUCUGCGGAAACGGUGCUAGCGGUUACCUCGCCGAGCAUUCGAAAUCAGAUGGUACUCCAAACUUGUUCCUAAACCACUAUUUGUGUACUGAGCUGCGCAAGCUCGAUCCUACUGAGUUUGUAGCUUCCGUAAGAGGGCAUGGCGCUUCCUCAUACACUCCUCAGCACCUGCCAUUUAUAUUGACGCCAGCUAUCCAGGACACAAUAAAGGCAGCAAAGGCCACUUUUGAUAAAACCGUUUAUGACCACGAGAUCCGCGUCUGGAACUAUAAUAGGUACGGAAAGAAGGCCAUUAAGUCGUUCGGUAUGUCUCCAAAUAGUUACCUCCAGCAGAUCAUCCAAUUGGCGAUCUACAAGUACAUCGGCAGACAACUUCCAACGUAUGAAGCAGCUUCAACGAGAAAGUACUUUAAGGGCAGAACCGAAACAGGCCGGUCUGUUAGCGUUAGUUCUGCAAAAUUUGUUAAAACUUGGCAAUCCCCACACACCUCAAUUGCUGAAAAAGUCCAGGCCUUGCGUGAAUCUUCAGAUGCUCACUCAAAAUAUAUGAAUAUGGCAUGUGAAGGUCAAGGGGUCGACCGUCACUUUUUCGGAAUGAAGAACAUGUUAAGGGAAGGCGAAGAACCACCUGCCCUAUUCAAAGAUCCGUUGUUUAAAUAUUCUUCCACAUGGUUAGUAUCAACUAGUCAAUUGUCGUCAGAAUAUUUCGAAGGCUACGGCUGGUCUCAAGUCUGGGACAACGGUUAUGGGCUUGCAUACAUGAUAAAUAACGACUUCCUCCAGAUUAAUAUAGCCACACGUCCAGGGAAAUCUGGGUAUAGUGCACACGAACUUCACUAUUACUUAACGGAAGCAGCCAAUGAGAUGUUUGAGCUGUUAAGUAAGAGCAGCAAAUCAAAAAUGUAA
Molecule: messenger RNA, 1950 nt
Organism: Eremothecium sinecaudum
Lineage: Eukaryota; Fungi; Ascomycota; Saccharomycetes; Saccharomycetales; Saccharomycetaceae
Gene: CAT2
Product: carnitine O-acetyltransferase CAT2
Exons: 1
Coding region: 1-1950 (649 amino acids)
Biological process (GO): carnitine metabolic process
Cellular component (GO): peroxisome; mitochondrion
Molecular function (GO): carnitine O-acetyltransferase activity
Source: RefSeq, a predicted model, not a curated record